CAUUUUGAACCAAAUAAAAAAUUACACUAAGGAAAGCAAAAAAAUCACACUCAUAAUGUUUCUCCAAACCCUCUUCAUCCUCUCCCUCCUUUCCGCCUCCUCCCACGCCUUAGAUUUCUGCGUGGGCAACCUGUCCCUUCCGCCCGGGCCGGCGGGCUACCCAUGCAAGAAAUCCACCUCGGUGACCGAAAACGACUUCGUUUAUUCGGGCCUAGCGGCCGCCGGGAACACCACCAACAUCAUCAAGGCCGCCGUGACCCCGGCCUUCGACGCCCAGUUCCCGGGAGUGAACGGGCUCGGGCUGUCCAUGGCCCGGCUCGACAUCGACGUCGGCGGCGUGGUCCCGCUCCACACGCACCCCGGCGGCUCGGAGAUCCUCGUCGUCGCCGAAGGGACCCUGUCGGCCGGAUUCGUGUCCUCGUUCGAUAAUAAGGUGUACUAUUCCAAGACACUUAAGGAAGGGGACGUCAUGGUUUUCCCACAAGGGUUGUUGCACUUCCAAAUAAACGUCGGGAAAACCAAAGCCACGGCUUUUGUCACCUUCAGUAGCCAAAACCCAGGCCUCCAAAUCACGACCUUCGCGUUGUUUAAGAAUGAUUUGCCGACAGAUAUCGUGAAAACCGUCACUUUCCUAGACGAGGCUCAAAUCAAGAAGCUCAAGAGUGUCCUCGGCGGCACCAAUUAAUCUCAGCUCACUCGAUUUCAUAUAUAUAUAUAUAUAUAUAUAUAUAUGUUAUGUUAUGUUCCUAGCUAGGUAGUGCUAUGUUUCUUAAUCAGAUCGAACAAAUUAUUCUGUUCUGGCCGUGCUCACGGUUAUGUCUUUCAUUGAUUUUCCAGUGCUAAUUCUAGCAGUGUAGUGUUUCCUUCGUUAAUUUGUGUAUUUUGUUGAGAGCCCAAUUUGUUUGAAUUGGCAUAUAUGCAAUGGGAUGUUUUGUUCUUUUCUA
Messenger RNA from Ipomoea nil (Japanese morning glory), 944 nucleotides. RefSeq names its product auxin-binding protein ABP19a-like. The transcript has a single exon. Bases 56 to 685 code for a protein of 209 amino acids. The record is from RefSeq and is a predicted model, not a curated record. Gene Ontology annotation, cellular component: cell wall. NCBI's taxonomy places the organism in Eukaryota, Viridiplantae, Streptophyta, Magnoliopsida, Solanales, Convolvulaceae. Gene Ontology annotation, molecular function: manganese ion binding.